Molecule: messenger RNA, 723 nt
Organism: Pyricularia pennisetigena
Lineage: Eukaryota; Fungi; Ascomycota; Sordariomycetes; Magnaporthales; Pyriculariaceae
Exons: 1
Coding region: 1-681 (226 amino acids)
Source: RefSeq, a predicted model, not a curated record
AUGCAGUUCUCCAACAUCGUCAAAAUCAUCGCCGUUAUGGCUUGGGGCGCCCAGGCCCUGGCGCUGCCCCUCACGGUCGGCGAUCUGAACGACAACGCUGCCCUCGAGCGCCGCGGCUGCUGCAGGCGUAAUGGCAGAAACAGCGGGCCAGGGGAGGCCGAGACAGAGGACCACAAAGCGGCGAAUAACUACGGACAGACUGGGUGGUCUACCAGACCAAACCAGCAAUCCAUGGAGGGAGGCGCGUCGAGUCCCAAGCACGGGAAACAGAUGACCGAGGACCAACGGCGGGUAGCUAAUUUCGGGCAGACCGGGUGGUUUACCAAACCAAACCAGCAAUCCAUGGAGGGGGGCGCUUCGAGUCCCAAGCACGGGAAGCAGAUGACCGAGGACCAACGGCGGGUAGCUAAUUUCGGGCAGACCGGGUGGUUUACCAAACCAAACCAGCAAUCCAUGGAGGGGGGCGCGCUGAGUCCCAAGCACGGAAAGCAGAUGACCGAGGACCAACGGCGGGUAGCUAAUUUCGGGCAGACCGGGUGGUAUACCAAACCAAAUCAGCAAUCCAUGGAGGGGGGCGCGUCGAGUCCCAAGCACGGAAAACAGAUGACCGAGGACCGAAGGCGGGGGGGUAACCUCGGGGAGAGUGGGCGGUACACCAGGCCAAACGAACAAUCAAUGUAAGGCGAAAGGAUGCCGGAUGGGAGCCACCCCAAGAGCGGCUAG